UUUGUGAUGACUGACUUUCUAAUGCCUUUGCAAAUUUCGUUAUCAAACAGUUUUGUGUGGAUCAAAUGAUGGUUGAUCUUACUGGCCACUGGUUUUCAAGGGAACGUUUUUCUAAUAAGAUAUACAAAUUAAAGAUAGGUUCUUGUCUUUUUCAGGCACACAAAACAAAACUUUCAGCUAAGAUGGGUUUUUUUAGUACCAUAGGUACUUGUUUUGGCUUUGGAAUUGGAACUUCAAUUGGUGUGGUCAUUGGAUACUAUGUGUUUAUAUACUUUCAGCCAACACAUGUCAAGGAUCCCAUAAUUCGUCCUUUGGCCGAGCAAGAUGCCAAAACUCUGCAACAAAUGCUUCCAGAGAUACCAUUGUGGAUAAAGAAUCCAGAUUUUGAUCGUCUUGACUGGCUCAAUAGAUUUGUUGAGCAUUUGUGGCCUUAUCUAGACAAGGCAAUUUGCAAGACUGCAAGGACUAUAGCAAAGCCCAUUAUUGCUGAGCAAAUUCCCAAGUACAAGAUUGAUUCAGUAGAAUUCGAAACGCUUACCUUGGGUUCUCUACCUCCAACUUUUCAAGGAAUGAAAGUCUACAAUACUGAUGAAAAGGAGUUAAUUAUGGAACCAUCAGUAAAAUGGGCUGGGAAUCCUAACAUUAUAGUUGCAAUCAAAGCAUUCGGCUUGCGAGCCACAGUUCAGGUUGUUGAUCUGCAAGUAUUUGCCUCUCCACGAAUUACAUUGAAGCCUUUAGUCCCAAGUUUUCCUUGCUUUGCAAAUAUUUAUGUGUCGCUCAUGGAGAAGCCACAUGUUGACUUUGGAUUAAAACUUCUUGGAGCUGAUGUCAUGUCUAUUCCUGGUGUUUAUAGGCUUGUCCAGGAAAUCAUCAAAGAACAGGUUGCAAAAAUGUACUUAUGGCCUAAGGCCCUUGAGGUGCAGAUAAUGGAUCCAACAAAGGCCAUGAAAGUACCUGUAGGAAUCCUCCAUGUGAAGGUUCUUAGAGCAACAAAUCUCAAGAAGAAAGAUCUACUCGGAGGAGCAGACCCGUACGUGAAGCUUAAACUCUCUGAAGACAAACUUCCUUCAAAGAAAACUACUGUGAAAUAUAAGAAAUUGAAUCCAGAAUGGAAUGAGGAAUUCAAUAUGGUUGUCAAAGAUCCGGAAUCUCAAUUCUUGGAACUUAGUGUUUAUGAUUGGGAGCAGAUUGGGAAGCAUGACAAGAUGGGAAUGAAUGUGAUUCAAUUGAAAGAGCUUACAGCGGACGAAGCGAAAGAGCUGACUCUUGAUUUACACAAGACUAUGGAGCCUAAUGAUCCAGAAAAUGAGAAGUCAAGGGGAGAGAUCACAGUACAAGUUCUGUAUAAGCCUUUUAAAGAUGAUGAGUUGGCUCAGAAUUCAGAGGACCCUAAUGCAAUAGAAAAGGCUCCUGAAGGAACACCUGCCACUGGUGGUUUGCUUGUUAUUAUCAUCCAUGAAGCUGAAGAUGUUGAAGGGAAACACCACACAAAUCCAUAUGCAAGACUCAUUUUCAAAGGAGAGGAGAGGAAAACCAAGCAUGUGAAGAAAAAUAGAGAUCCAAGAUGGAAUGAAACAUUUCAAUUUACACUGGAGGAACCUCCCACCAAUGAGAGGCUAUAUGUUGAAGUGCUUAGUGCCUCCUCUAAACUAGGCCUGCUUCAUCCCAAGGAAACCUUGGGUUAUGUGGAUAUAAAUCUAUCUGAUGCUGUUAGCAACAAAAGAAUCAACGAGAAAUAUCAUCUCAUUGACUCAAGAAAUGGAAAGAUUCAAAUUGAGCUUCAGUGGAGAACUCCUUGAUCAUCAUACCGUGUUUAUAAUUUUGUAAAGAAAAUUUGGAGCAUUUUCUUGAAUACAUUAAACAAACAACUUCAAUAAGUACCUUAGGAGUUACUCUUCAUAGAAUGUUUUGUGAAUUACUAAUUAGCAACACGUGGUUAUGAGACAUUCAAAUUCCUUUUAAUUUAAUGCAGAAAACGAAUAUGUUCUGCAGCAA
This is a messenger RNA of Arachis ipaensis, 1995 nucleotides long. RefSeq names its product synaptotagmin-2. Lineage: Eukaryota; Viridiplantae; Streptophyta; Magnoliopsida; Fabales; Fabaceae. Gene Ontology annotation, molecular function: lipid binding. Gene Ontology annotation, cellular component: endoplasmic reticulum. The record is from RefSeq and is a predicted model, not a curated record.